GAAUGUUGUUUACAAUUUGACAUUUUCCAACCUCAAUGAACAACAGAGGCUCAUCUGGUUUUCUAACGAACACGAUGCAAAGAUGUGCGUCAUGAAAGGAAAGGACGAGGAGAACUGUCAAAAUUACAUCCGUAUAAUGGCCAAGUCCGCCCAGGGCCGUUUGUUACUGUGCGGUACCAACGCUUUCAAGCCUAUCUGCCGGGAGUAUAACGUCCUCAACAAGAAUUACACCGUCGAAAAGGAGAAACACGGUCAAGCGGUGUGCCCCUAUGAUCCGCAUCAUAACUCGACGGCAAUUUAUGUGGCUACACCUUUUAAUACCUAA
Messenger RNA from Sitophilus oryzae (rice weevil), 325 nucleotides. Its product is annotated as semaphorin-1A-like. The transcript is spliced from 3 exons. NCBI's taxonomy places the organism in Eukaryota, Metazoa, Arthropoda, Insecta, Coleoptera, Curculionidae. Gene Ontology annotation, molecular function: semaphorin receptor binding; chemorepellent activity. The annotation marks the transcript as partial. The record is from RefSeq and is a predicted model, not a curated record. Gene Ontology annotation, biological process: negative chemotaxis; axon guidance; neural crest cell migration.